UCUCACGGUCGCCCCUUUUAUUUUCAACCGUUCGCACGAAUGCGAUAGCUUCAGAACGGUAUCAAAAACACGGAGCUUAUGGAUAAAUAAAGCAACAAAUCCUACCUACAGUGUGACUAAUGUCUUCCACGGCGCCCAAAGAUGAUGCGCCCGCGCAUCAAAAGAACAACCAUGUGGACUACGUCAUUCAAUUCAACUUCAGUGGCACAGAUCCCAAUCAAGCAACAUCGCAAUUGGAAUCGCUACUUCGGAGACUAUCGGAGGUAGGCCUGCAGACCGAAGUCAGGGAGGGAGAUGAAUCGACCGUGCUCGUCUUCGUCCGCGCAUCGAGGAAGAAGCACCUUCGACAUGCCGUCUACCAGUCGCGCAUCCGCGACUGGCUCUACGGAGUCCGCCACGACGAGCCCGAAUCCGAGACCUCCGCCGAACCUCAAACCGAAUCCGAACGUCUGCGUGUGAUAUAUCAUAUGAUCACAGUGCCCAAGGAAGCCGGCGGCGCCGGGAUCAGUCCGAAACACGGGGAAUGGGAAAAUGUGCUCGCAAUCUUUCCGCUCCACGAUGUCGAUACAAAUAACAAUUGCAUGAGAGAUUGGAGCAAGAAGACAUUCUUGUCGCCGGAGGACUUGGAUCAGAUACGGAACACCUUCGGAGAAAGCGUCGGGUUUUAUUUCGCCUUCUUGCAGUCGUACUUUAAAUUUCUGCUGUUUCCGGCAGUCUUCGGAUUUUCUUGCUGGCUUCUGCUGGGGUCAUACUCGAUUAUCUAUACCAUAGUUAACUCUCUCUGGGGCGUUAUAUUUGUUGAAUAUUGGAAGCGCCAGGAGGAGGAUCUCAGCUGUCGGUGGCAGACAAAGGGGGCUUCGGCCGUUCGCGCGAAGAGACAACAAUUCAUUCCAGAUAAAGAGAUCCAGGAUGAAAGUACGGGCGAAGUUCGAGGUGUAUUUUCGGCAUCGAGGCGGAUGUAUCGUCAGCUUCUCCAGGUCCCGUUUGCUCUGCUUUCAACGGUAGCCUUGGGCCUGAUCAUUGGGACGUGUUUCGCCAUUGAGAUCUUUAUUUCCGAGAUUUACAAUGGGCCGUUCAAGACAUAUCUAAUCUUCAUUCCUACUAUUUUACUAUCUGCUCUCAUCCCGACCAUGAGCACCGUCCUGGUAAAUGCUGCGACUAGACUCAACGACUACGAGAACUACGAAACCCAACCGGCGUAUGAUGUGGCAUUGACACAGAAAAUCUUUGUGAUCAAUUUUAUCACAUCGUACCUCCCGAUCUUCCUUACAGCUUUUGUCUACGUCCCCUUUGCCAGCCUCAUUGUGCCGUAUCUCGACAUUUUCCAGAUGACUGUUCGGCCAUUCGUUUCCAAGGAGCAUGCGGCGACAAUGCAUACUGAGUUCAACAUUGAUCCCGACCGUCUACGAAAACAGGUCAUUUAUUUCACUGUGACGGCUCAGGUCGUCAAUUUUGCCCAGGAAGCCAUCCUCCCUAUGGUCAAACAGCAUCUUCUCCGCAAAUAUAAAGAGUAUAAGCGAAAGCAAUCGGCAAAGACCGAUUCGGACAGUGAUUCGGACACCAAGCGCACCCCUGUCGCGCAGUUCGACGACGCCCCAGAAGAGUCUGCUUUCCUCAAGCGAGUUCGCAACGAGGCCGAGCUCGAUGACUACGAUGUCACAGAUGAUCUACGUGAGAUGUGCAUUCAAUUCGGAUAUCUCGCCCUCUUCUCACCCAUCUGGCCCUUGGUUCCCGUCUCCUUCCUGAUCAACAACUGGGUGGAGCUUCGAUCCGACUUCUUCAAAAUCUGCGUCGAAUGCAAACGGCCCUGGCCUCAACGCGCCGACACCAUCGGGCCAUGGCUAGAAAGCCUCGGCUUCCUCUCCUGGGUUGGCAGCAUCACCAGCGCCGCCUUGCUAUAUAUGUUCAGUACCGGCCACGAAGGGCCCAAUGGCGAGCCAACAACCAUCCAAGGCUGGGCCCUUCUCCUCACGAUCUUCUUCUCCGAGCAUCUCUACCUCGCGGUCCGCUAUGCCGUGCGUGCCGCCAUGGCCAAACUCGAACCCCCGAACGUGCGUAAGGAGCGCUCGGACCGCUACAACAUGCGAAAGCGGUACCUAGAUUCGACUCUCAGCACCAAGGUCAGUGACGACGAGGGCGACGAGGUCCCCUAUACCGACCAGUCCCAGGAGGUCUCGCAGAUCAGCCGGGCUACGUUGGAAGAGGACGCUCGGACCUGGUCUCGCCAUGGCACGGACUCUACGGAGCGCUUCUGGAUGCGCCAGAAGGGGUGGAAGGAGUCGGCACAUGUCGGCUCGUCUAUUAUUCAUGCCCUGUCGACUGUACAGGGUGACACGAAGAAGGAGCAGUAGGUGGCUGUAAAAGAAUAGGUGGACGUAUAUGAGGAUUGGUACAACUCAGACGGCCAAUGAGUUGUGUUUUGUAUCAUAAAGUUCUUCGCAAGAGAUAUACUCGGUAGCCUUUCCAAACAUUGGAGAGCUUGAAUUUACAGCAUACCACAAGUG
This is a messenger RNA of Aspergillus steynii IBT 23096, 2504 nucleotides long. Its product is annotated as anoctamin family protein. Gene Ontology annotation, biological process: chloride transmembrane transport. NCBI's taxonomy places the organism in Eukaryota, Fungi, Ascomycota, Eurotiomycetes, Eurotiales, Aspergillaceae. The record is from RefSeq and is a predicted model, not a curated record. The transcript has 5 exons. Gene Ontology annotation, molecular function: chloride channel activity. Gene Ontology annotation, cellular component: cortical endoplasmic reticulum. The coding region runs from base 120 to 2351 and encodes 743 amino acids.